Molecule: messenger RNA, 1282 nt
Organism: Phragmites australis (common reed)
Lineage: Eukaryota; Viridiplantae; Streptophyta; Magnoliopsida; Poales; Poaceae
Exons: 2
Coding region: 1-1086 (361 amino acids)
Source: RefSeq, a predicted model, not a curated record
AUGGAUGGGCGCAGUUGGUGCAGCUUGGAUGAGAUAGCGCCUCUUUCUCAGCUUAGGUAUCUUAUUUUACAUGGCCUAGAAAAAGUGUCUGCUAGCUUGUUGGCUAAAAAGGCCACGAUCAGCAGCAAGGGACGCCUUAGUUAUUUGCGUUUGCAUUGCAGCAGCGACAAAUACAUGCGGUUGACGGAUGAGAUCGAGAAGCAGCAACAGCAGAGAGCAAUCGAGAAGGUGUUCAAUAACCUCUGCCCUCCAUCCUGCAUAGAGAAUCUAGGUAUGAAAGGAGGAUACUUUGGUCGCCGGCUACCAAAUUGGAUGAUGGCGCCAGCAACAGCGGCCUUUGAGAGCUUGAGGUACUUGGACCUGGAUGACUUACCUUGCUGCACCCAUCUCCCUAGUGGUUUGUGUCAGCUCCCCAGUUUGGACGUGUUGAUCAUUAAAAGUGCACCAGCCAUCAAGAGUGUUGGGCCUGAAUUCAUGGGGUCCACCUCCUUGGCAGUGGGUGAAGGAGGUGUCGUCGCUGCUACAUCAGCAGCUUUUCCUAAACUGAGGAUACUGCAACUGGAUGACUUGAGUCAAUGGAAGGAGUGGGUCUGGGAGGAUGUGACUGCAGACGCCAUGGCCAUGCCUUCUCUCGAGUGUAUCAACAUCGAUAGCUGCAAAUUGAGCCGCCUUCCCCCGGGGCUCGCCAACGGUAAAAGGAGGCAUGCUCUCACAGAACUGAACUUGUACGGCUUCAUCAACCUAACAUACGUGGAGAACUUCCCUUCGGUUGUGGAUCUUGACGUGUUUGACUGCCCCAAGCUCAAGAGGAUCAGCGGUCUCUCCAGGUUGCAAAAGAUUAGGAUUCUCCGCUGCCCGAACCUGGAGGUGCUGGAAGGUAUCCCAGCACUGGACAGCAUGGAGCUUCAGGACAACACCAUGGAGACACUUCCAGGAUACCUGCGAAGUGUAAACCCAAGGUAUCUCGAUUUGGGAUGCGGCAAGAAGCUAUGUGAAUCCUUACUGUCAUCAGGUAGCUCCUCCGAGUGGGACAAGAUCAGCCAUAUCAGAACGCGGAAUAUAUAUGAACUAGAAGAUGAAGACUAAUGGCUGCACCGCUGGAUCCAAGAUGAUUCAAGUAUAUGUUCAGUGUCAGUUCCGUCGUGCGAUUUGCGUCCAGAGCGCCCCGCCGCCGCUGAGAUGCGAGCGAGAUUCGCCUGGCCGGGAUUCUCGCCGCCACCGGUUCGUCGCCCCCUCGACGGCGUCACCGGCCCACUGGGAUUCGCUAGAUCUGCCUCUGCUU